Messenger RNA from Lachancea dasiensis, 924 nucleotides. NCBI's taxonomy places the organism in Eukaryota, Fungi, Ascomycota, Saccharomycetes, Saccharomycetales, Saccharomycetaceae. The record is from the annotation of a GenBank genome assembly.
AUGGAUAGCGUUAGCAAUAAGCUGGAACUUGCCUCACAACUUUUUCUCAUAUACUUGGAUCAUUCGGGUCUUCUAGCUGAUAACCCUAAUAUUCGAUUAAAAGAGGCUUCCAAGAAGAAUAUCGAGCUUAGAGUUGAUGUAAAUAAUGAGGUUGCGAGCGCUGGGUUCAAGCGUGAUCAUUGUGACGAACUAGAGAUAAUCUUAAUGGAUAUUAGCGGGGGAGAAAAGUGCAUGAUUAGUGUGUGUGUUGAUGAAGAAUCAGUACGACAGGGAAUAGUAAACUAUGAAAGAGAGCUUGUGGGCGGUGUUAGCGAGAUUUCUUUUCCCAUGGAAAAAAACCAGGUCGUCAAUUACUACACGCCGAACCUAGAUUCGACUUUGGAGGCCAAGUUUCAUUUCUAUUCGAAAAGAGACGCAAAUCGGGAACUACGUGAAAGCGGGCAUCAAAGCAAAGAUCCCGCCGACUAUUCGGCAGUCCACCAAAGGCUAGAAAGACUCAAAUUCGGGUCACCGAUGUUCUCGUCAGCGUCAAAAGGAGAAACGCGCAGAAAGAUAAUUCCUGAUAUGCCUGGCUUUGACGACGAAUACGAGGUGACUCAGGAGGCGGGAAUACCUGUUACAGGCGAAUUUGGAGUCCCUGGCUUGGCCACCGGUUAUGGGGACCAAGACCUGUAUCCAGGCGGACAAAAAUAUCCAAACUUUCAAGAUCCAUCUUUACAUCCCACAGUACAAGCGAGACCACCGGGCAGGGGUGGAAUGGCGUUUGAUCCAUUCAGGACUGGCGGGGAUGAACGAAUUGGAGAUCCUCAUUCCGGUCCUCUGGGUGGCGAGCCCAAAGGACCGAGGCCGCCUUUUCCCGGAGCCAAGUUUGACGACCCGUUUGGUAGGUCCCAAUUCCACGGCAGCGGUGGCGGAUUUAUUUGA